CCCCUGCCGGCUACAACCCCCACGGUGACGAGAGGGAGGGGUGCGAGGAGGCCAGGAGGCGCUCCCCCUCCCCCGAGGGAGCCCGCCACACCACCUGCCACACCCCCCCAUCCCCCUCACCACCUCGCCAACAGCCUGAUGGAUUCUGGGCAGGGCGAGUGCCCGGGUGGGGGCGGCCCGCUGCCCCCUGACGGCCUCCACCCGGGGCUGACUCACCCUGGGGCCUCGCUGCCCCUGCUGCUGAUGAGCUCCGGGGCGGGGCUGGCGGGGCUGUCCCAGGCACACCCAGACCUGCCCAAGACCGUGGACGUGUCCGUGGAGACCACGCCCAUAACCAAGCAGGAGCCGCCCUUGGUGUCGCUGGAUGACAACGAUGGUGACGACAACGGCAUUGAGGUCAUCGAGGAGAUCCCCUGCAGCAGGAACAGCCUGAUGCACGUCCGCAAGCCCUUCUACCACACUGGCACCAUUACCACUAUGGGGCGCAAGAGGAAGGGGUGUGGUGAGUGUGAGGGGUGCCAGGUGGUGGAGGACUGCGGCCAGUGUCGUUUCUGCAGGGACAAGGCAAAGUUCGGUGGCCCCAAUCGGCUCAAGCAGGUGUGUGUGUACAAGCGCUGUGUCCUGGCCGAGAUGGAGCCCGAGGAUGCCAAGAAGAGGAGGAAGACUGCCGGCAAGAAGGGGCGUGGGAAGUGUGGUGGCUGUGAUGGCUGCCAACGGACAAUAGACUGCAAUGAGUGUUAUGCCUGCCUGCACAACGCCGCCGCCCAGCCACCAGCACGCCGCAAGGUGUGUGAGAUGCGGGUGUGUGAGCAACAGCAGAUGGAGGAGGUGCGGGCAGCCCUGAGCGUGGCUGGGGAGCCGUCACCAUACUCCACAGACUCCCUGAUGGCAGAGACCUUUGGCAUCAGCACAUCAGGUGCCUCCAGCCCCACACCUGAUGGUCAGGCCAGCACUCACAAUGACAAGAUGAAACUCAUGCGCAAGAUGCUGAAGAAGAAGUUUGCGCAGCCCUACAGCAGGGUAAGCCCCCCAAAGGUGCGGACCAAAUACUACUGCGGAGAGUGUCCCGGGUGCCAGACCACAGUGCCCUGCGGGAACUGCCUGUACUGCGAGGACAUGCCCAAGUUUGGCGGCCCGGGGCGGUACAGGCAGAAGUGUGUGAAGCAGCUGUGUGUGUACCACCCACGCCUUCAGGCCCUCAAGCUCUCCAACCGCACCAGACUGACCUAUGAUGAGCAGCACAUAUCCCAGGAAACACUCUCCCAGCUGGGCACCGUUAUCCCUGCCCCCGCCGACGAGGCCAUCGAUCUUGGGUGCGGGGACAGCCGGGAGCACCAGGAGGAGGUGGAGAGCCUGGAGGGGACGGAUCAGGCGGAUGAGGUGGAUGAUGUCACGGAAGGGGAGGACAGCAAUGCCACCAUCCAUGUGCUGGAUGAAGGGGAGACCAAGGAGAACAAGGAGGAGCCUCACUUUGGGCCAGACCGCUGCUCUCCUCUCCCUCACUCCCGCCCACACCUCCCCGCCUCCUCCUCCUCCCAACUCAUCCAUCACUCCCUCACAGGCCUCCCCCACUCCUCAGUCCUCACUCCUGCAGCUGCCGUCUUGUCAUCUGCUGCUGCUGCCGUUCUCUCCUCUGCCGCUGCUGCCGCUGCCGCCGCCGUCAUGCCUCCAUCGGCGUUCUCCUCUGCCGCCGCUGCCGCCGUCAUAUCAUCAGCAGCAGCCGCCAAAUCUACGUCAUCAAUUCUUUCAUCUGUUGUUGACAUUUCUGCCGUUGCUGCACGGUCACGUCUGCCAGGCCUCCCCCACCCUGGCAUCCUCUCCCAUGGUGCUGUCUUACCCCCUGUCCUGCCCCCUGCCACCCUGCCCCCAGCCACCCUGCCCCAUGUCACCCUGCCACACUCUGCUGCGGCGCUCCUCCACACUGCCCCCCUGCCCCACACUGGAGUCCUGCCACCCUCUGCACCUCUGCCACACACCCCCAUCCUGCCACCCACUCCCACCCUGCCACUCCCUGCUGCCAUGACAUCCACCCCCAGCCUGACAUCAACCACAACACUCCCAUCCACUCCCACCUUGGCCUCCACAGCACGCUUGUCUACUCCAGCCAUCACAUCUGCAGCACUCCCAUCCACUCCCACCCUGCCACUGACUGCAGCUCUCCUGGCCACUCCAACCCUGCCACUGACUGCAACACUCCCUGCCACACUCCCCCCCACCAGCACCCUCCCAUCUACUCCACCAGUGCCAGUUGUUUCUACUCCAUCAUCUUCUGUGGCACACCCAUCUACUCCAACUCUACCAUCCGCUACAGCACUCCCAGCUACCCCAGCCCUCCCUCCCACUGCAGCUCUCCCAUCCACCCCCAUUCUUCCACUCACUCCCCUCAUGCAUCCGUCUGUCAAGCCCCCAACUACCGCUCUCCCUCCCACUGUUCCUCUCCCAUCAGUUCUCCCUCCCACUCCACCCACCUCCCUCAUAACACCACUCGUCGGAGUGCCACCCUCCCUCCCGACUCUUAUCAGACGCUCCACUCCCACUCCACCACCCAUGUCUCCCACUAAUCGCCCAGACAGCAGUACCAGUCCUGCUCCAUCCUCCUCCUCCACCACAACCACCACUACUGUCACCACUGCCUCCACUUUCCCCAUCUUCAACACCAUUGGCACCAACACCACUCCUGCCACUGGUGUUGUCCUAGCUGCCACUGUUCCUAUUGCUACUACUACUACAACUACUACUAGCAUCUGUUUGCCUGCCUCACCGCUGGCCACCACUACUACCACUGUCAUGACUCCUCUCAGUGUUGUCACCCCAAUCACUCCAGUUAUCACCAAAGCUGUAACUCCUCCACUUAAUGUCACCACUGCUGCUACUACCACCCCUACUCCACUGCCACCUCCACCCACUGAGACCCCCACCACCAGUCCAACUCCCCCCACCACCACUACUGCUGCCACCACCACUACGGCAGCCAGCAGUCCCUCCCCACCACCCACCACCAUAGCCACCACAGCCACCACCACCACCACAGUUGUACCCUCCACCACAGUGUCCGAGAGCACCACUAGUAGAGCCACACCACCCCCAUCACCACCACCCACUGUCCCUACCACACCACCCUCCACGCCGCCCUCCACCAGCACCCUGCCCGACCCACCCUCACCUGCCCUCAUGCCAGCACCAAAAGACAUGGAAACAGCAGCGGGGAAUGAGACAGAGGGGAACGAGGAGGGAAAUGACGAGGAGUAUGAGGGUGAGACCAUUGACCUUACUGAGGGUUCGGACAUCCCCUCGCCCCCCUCCACCCCAUCACCCCGGCCCAAGCCACGGGGCAGGAUGCAGUUCCGGGGUCACGGGCGGGGCCAGGUGAAGAACAACAAGACCAACACCACAAUAGAGACACGCCAGCAGACAGCAGUGAGGAGGGGCAGCCGGAGGAGGACCACGAGAUUCAAGCUGGACCCUGAUGACAAUUCUGAGCAUAUGUUUCCAGACUUUGAGGAGAUGCUGGAGGAGCUGGAAGCAGGAGGGAGGAAGGAGACCAGCAGUGGGGCAGCAGCAGUAGCACCAGGCACCACUCACAAGGACUCCCGAGAGAAGAAGGCCCCACAGGACACUCCAAAAGAUCCCCAGGUGAACAGAGUGGACACCUCGAGCCCACUGGUCACCAUGGUGGGGGCGCGGGGCCACCUGGGGCAGCGGGCCAAGCUGGCGUACCCCGUUGUGGGGUGUCGGCCAGGCAAGAUGGUGAGCCGCGCACAGAAUACCGAGCCAGACAUCUUUGAGUUCCAGGAGGGGCGGGAGUGCAUGGUGGAGGGUAAGGUGGAGGCGGGAGAGGCAGUGGCCCUCAAGCGUGCUGGCCCAUGUGCCUUCCCAGAGGAGGAGCUGAGUCAGGGCGGCCGCGAUGUGAAUGAGAACGUUGGGGCCAUGAGUGAGGCUGCCUCGGCAUAGCAGUGAGAGGCCCAUGCCACUGCCGCCACCGCCGCCGCACCCAGGAAGUACAACCCCCACUCGCCCCCGGCCAGUGGUCCUAGAUGAUACUUGUACAGCACCACAUGCUGCACACACCCGUGCUGCCGGUGUGCGUGCGCGUGUGCGUGUGUGUGUGUGUGUGUGUGUGUGUGUGUGAGGUGUGCUGUAGGCUUAGGUGUUUGUGUUGAGACAGACAGAGAGAGAGAGAGAGACGGGGAUUGAGUGAAAGAAAAAAACUGGAAAGAAAGACUUGUGGGUGGAGCUUGAGGGAAUGAUGAGUGGUUCUGUGUUAACUGCUCUGUUGCUCAUGAGAGAAAGAGAGAGAGAGCAAGCAAGAAAGAGUGAGAGAUAUGGUGAUGCAAGCAGACAAGUUCCUGGAAGUAUGCAUUAAAGUAAAGAGCAACUUAAGCCUUCUGGUGCAAAAGACAGAUCUCUUCAUUUACAAGAGAUAGAUAGAUAGAUAGAAAGAGAGAGAGUGAGAGAGAGAGAGAGAGAGAGAGAGAGAGAGAGAGAGAGAGAGAGAGAGAGAGAGAGAGAGAGAGAGAGAGAGAGAGAGUAGAGCUAGUCAGGUGGAGUAGCCAGGAUCUACUCCUCAGCCAUGCAGUAAAGUAGAUGAGAAACAGUAAUAAAAAGACUUAGACACAAAAGUAGAGAGAUGAGAGAGAGGGAGAGAUAAGAUAAAGAACUGAUUAAACUUGUCAUUAUUUUUGGUGUAGCAUUAAGAGGACGUCUUACUUAAAACUGAAAAAUCAUUAAAAAAAAUACAAGCGAUUUAAGUGCCAUUUCAUUUUUGUUUCUGCUAAAAAUAAUGAUGACGAUGAUGAUAAUGCCGAGUUUAUAAGCUGUCGAAAUAUUCCUUAACUUUAUAAUGAUUAACUUCUUUUGUUUGAGAAAGUACAAAGUGGAGUGAGUGAGUGAGUUAGAUGAGUGAGUGAGUGAGGGAGGGAGAGUAGAGAGAGAGAGAGAGAGAGAGAGAGAGAGAGAGAGAGAGAGAGAGAGAGAGAGUGAGAGUUAGAGAGAGUAAGAGGGAGAUGCUGACCCUUGAACUAAUAGUCUGGUACUCGUAGUCACUUUGGUUACGGUUGAGUUGUUGUUCCCGUCUUGUUUGCCUUGCGGUGUUACGCUCUCGAGAGUUUAUACAGGCGCGGUGCCGGGCCAGGCUGGGGCGACCCUGCAGUGCCCCAGACGUCCUGGACACCCGCACUAGUUUUCCGUUGUCGUCGUGAGGGCGGGUGAGUGAGUGAGCACCAGCCCGGCGCAGACUGUGCUGAGUGAGGACGCCUCCCCGCGGUGCGCCUGUCCUGUACAUACGCCCGCCCCCCGUGAAGGACUCAGCAUCUGUGUGUUUGCUUGAAGGCAGUAUAACAUAACGAGAACACUGUAUUUUGUUAUACAAGCUACAAAUGUUCCGUGUUCAGCGUUCCUACAUAUUGUUUUAGUUAUUAGUGUGUAGAGCUAUAUUCAGAAUAGAAUCUUGGCCAUAUAUAUAUAUUAUACAUAUAUAUAUAUAUAUAAAGAAUAUAUAUAUAUAAUUAUAUAAUACUUAGAAAUAUUUACAUAGGAACUCAAGCUGAGUAUGGCAGACAGAAAGAUGAAUUGUCUCAUCUUGGUCCCCAUGAUAUACUAUACAUUAAUUCCUUAUGUUAAUAUGUGUUGGCUGUUCAUGCACUUUUUUCCUGGUACAGACCUUUGUUUGGCAUCUCACAAACAAACAAACAAAAAUGUAUAUGUAAAAAACAAAAAACAAAAAAAAAAAAAUGAAUACAUGCAAAACACUGAAAUAUGCAAAAAAAUGCGAGUGGCACCACAGCAUUGAGAGGGCGAAGGCAGCAGCAGCACCACCACUACCACCACCACCACCACCACCACCUCCAUCACCACCACCACCUCCUUGUUAUGUCUUGCACUGUGUGAGAGAGAGGGAGAGUAGCAGUGAGACAUGCUUCCUUCUGGGGCCUCUAGUCCAUGUCCUGCCCCUGUGUGCCCCUGUAGUCGUCCCUGUGUCCCCUGCCUCACCCACCACCACCCUGCUGCCAUCUGCCCAAGCAAGACACAAGUAUACGAGCUGCCGCCACCGCAGUGUGGUGUGGGGCGCCUCUCGCUGGCUAUAUUUUUGUGGACAAGUGUUGUGGGAGUGUUGUUGGUCUUAUUGUGUGGCACGGCGGUGUGUGAGGAAGGAGUGGAGGUGUCGCGAUGCACACCACUGCUGCCGCCACUGCUAGAUUCAUGUUGACUUUUCCUGCUGCUGGGACGGAGUGACUGGUGCGGAUUAGGUUGCGGUGACCCCGUGUGUGUGUGUGUGUGUGUGUGUGUGUGUGUGUGUGUGUGUGUGUGUGUGUGUGUGUGUGUGUGUGUGUGUGUGUGUGUGUGUGUGUGUGUGUGUCCCUUGACUAUACCAGUUGUUUCCUACUCAGACAUCAGUCUUGUUGUUUUUUGUAUUAUUUAUUUGUCUUGCCAUGAUGAAUGUCCUUGUGUUGAGUACAGUGUUCCUCUCUGCAUGCCUACAAAGCUGUGUCAUGUUUCAAAGACAGUGUAUGGGCCAUUACUUAAGACACACACACAAAUACUCUGAGAUGUCCACUUGUCACAGCCGUUGUCACAUUAGGAAGGAUAAAUCAUUAGUCAAGUCGUGUGAGGACAGAAAGAGAAAAAGUCCCAAGAUACCAGUCACCAUUCAGCCACUCAUCUACCAACCUGAGUGAGUGAUUGGUGGGCCGACUGCAUGCAUGACAGUGAAACAGAUGCCAGUGCCUCUAAUGUUGUCAUCUGAUACCCAUUGUCUCCACCAUACACAGCCCAGUCCACCUCAGCACUCCACUUGUUCCAUACUCCACUUUCAGUCCAAGCCUGAAACUAUUGAUGCAAACAUGACCAUAGCAGCAUUCGUGCCACACGGUCAGGUGUUGGCUUGGUGCUUCAGACUCCUACAUUAUUUCAACUCCUUUCCAGUGAGGACAACUCAAGGGCAGGCUGAUGAAGUAGAUAAAACUUGGUGUAUUCUCCUCUGGUGCUGUUUUGUUGCACACAAGCACCCAGACACACUUCAGCACCAAAUCACUGGGAUAUAUUGUACUUUGAAAUCCUUAUUAUCUUAUUAUUCUUAUUAUCUUAAGGUUAUGAGUCAAAUUUCCCAGCUGUUGCAAAGUGGUCAGCUGCUGGUCCCUGGAACACUAUCAGAACACAAAGCUUGGUACAUAACUUGUACUUCACAACAUCCUUAUUAUCCAGCAUUCCCUUUGCCAUGAUUCAAGUUUCCUAAGCUGUCUGUAGCAUGGCCACUCCUCAUUAUCUUGUUUAACAUUCUCUUUUUCCCUCAUGAGGCUGGACAAUUCAAGAGGCCCCCCCAAAGUUACAUGGUCUCACGAUCUCUUCCCUGACCACCUCGUAGCAACCCUGACAUUGAUGUGUGGCUGUUGACUGGUUGAUGGGGUGUGUCAUUGAGUGCUAAGGCCAAGGCUGCAUCUGUUGAGGGUGUGUGUGUGUGAGGGUGAGGAGCAAACAUCAACAGCCUCCUCCUUGCCAUCCACACACAUUGCCUAUGUUCAUUCUGGGCAGGAUGUUCUGAAGAGAUUUGUUGUGUAGGGCAAGGUGCUGAACAGACUGAUGUGACGUGAAGUGUGUGUGAGGGUGAGGAGGAGGUAUGCAUGGCCUCCUUAUCACUUGUACAGGUCUUAUGUUCAGGCUAUGCAGAGGAUGUUGUAGUAAAGAGAUUUGUUGUGUUGGGCAAGUUGCUGGAAAGAUCAGCAUGCUAUGGAGUGGAGUGCAUCCCUUUAAUCUCAUGCAGUGGUAGAAAAAUUACUCUUUGUGAUGUUAAGUCUAGGGAUUCUACAGUGAUGAGUGUUGCACAGUGUUGCCAGCCAGGAAGAUAGAGUGACACUAGCUAAACUAAUACUGCACAGGAAAAAAAAAAAAGAUAAAUCCUUCCAUUAUUUUUAGGGUCAAAGAAAUAGAUAUCUUUUUUUGUAUACAUAGUUUUAAAAAAAUGCAUGAUUGGUGCAUUAUUUGUAAAAAAUGGAUUUUUUUUCUUUUUCUUUUUUUUAGUGAAUGGUGUGUUGAUGAUGUGCGGUGAUGCUGGAGUGUUUGAAGUGCUGUCACAAGGGGGAUUUCUGGUGCAUGACACUGGCUGGCUUGCUGAAAGAUGUACACUGUUACUUUGCCUGUGUAGGAGAAAAGCUGGGCAGAAGAAUAAAUAGUGAUGGAAAAGAAAAAUGGUGUUCUGUUAUUUCAAAUUGAGGGUCAAGAUAGAUGAAUUUAUAGUUUUGUGUAGAAAAAUUACAUAAGUUUUGACAAUAAAUGGCUUUCUGUUUGUAAAAUGAGAAUAAGUGGGUUUCUGUUAAUCAUCUGUUUUGGAAGAUGAAGAGAUGUGUUUUUGUUCAUGUAGGAUGGCACGUUUUGACAGAUGAACGAGUGGUUUUCUGUAGCAAAGUUGCAGAAGUUAUGACAGAAUAAACGGCCUUCUGUUUGUAGAAUGACCGAAAUUGUGACAAGACAAAUCAAUGUUUUCCUGCCUACACUAGAUGAGACAGGAGGUGGUAACAGGCUAUUUUCCUAUCCAUUUAAGAUCACAUUUCAUCCAUUCAUGCCUCUCUCCUCUUACAUCAGCCAGUGUGUCAUGUACUUAGAAAAACACUUAACACACACACACACACACACACACACACACACACACGUCUUCCCUACACUAAGAACACUUAAAAGUUUCCUGUAUUUAGAACCCAGUUGAUCACAAAGAGCAUUACACCUGGCACUACCCCAGGAAACAAUUGAUACACAGGAUGACUGACUGACUGACUGACUGACUGGUACGAGAGUUAAUGGCUGCCGCGUUUCCCCGCGUGACUGUCCUGGGCGACCCGAUGAUGACCUGAGAGUGCAGCAGGGACCGAGCCAGGCCGCGCGAGGCUCAGCAAGGCCCCUGCUAGAGCCACAACCCCCCAGCCUUUCUGUACUACUACACAACGUUGCCAAACAAUACCGCACAGUGUUCAGUGUAAGUUUCAUUAAAGCAAAUUGAAAAGA
Messenger RNA from Scylla paramamosain (green mud crab), 8991 nucleotides. Its product is annotated as mucin-2-like. The transcript has 9 exons. Gene Ontology annotation, molecular function: zinc ion binding; DNA binding. The record is from RefSeq and is a predicted model, not a curated record. The coding region runs from base 139 to 3951 and encodes 1270 amino acids. NCBI's taxonomy places the organism in Eukaryota, Metazoa, Arthropoda, Malacostraca, Decapoda, Portunidae.